AUGCAAUUAGGAGAGGAGAUAGUAAUUAGCGGAGCUAGGGAAACAGAAAACGCAGAUAAGAGCUUUGUCAAACAGCCAGAUGGCUGCUUUAUGCUAAGACACCACAAUUGGCCAAUUUUAGCCAUCGAGGCUGGGCUGUCAGAGACAGAAGCCAGAUUAACCAUCGAUGCAAGACGGUGGUUAGAAACAAAAUGGUCCGAGACAGAAACUGUUAUUACGAUAAAAGUCGGCCGGAAUCUCCCACAUAUAUCUUUUAAGAGGUGGCAGCACUCCAAACCGCAAAGAGUUACACGGUCAACACGACAACAAGCAAAAGUGGUAGAGCAAGUUGAAAUCCAUUACAACCACCCUAUCGCUGAGGCCACAGGUGGAAUGGUCAUACCUUUUAAGGCUAUCUCAGGUCGUGGGCCGCAAAAUUCCAAAGAGCAUGACAUUAUUAUUAGCAAGACUAUCUUUGAAGAGGUAGCUAGGAGAGUAGCCCAGUCCUUCAAUUGA
Messenger RNA from Nannizzia gypsea CBS 118893, 495 nucleotides. RefSeq lists its product as hypothetical. Bases 1 to 495 code for a protein of 164 amino acids. The record is from RefSeq and is a predicted model, not a curated record. The transcript has 2 exons. Lineage: Eukaryota; Fungi; Ascomycota; Eurotiomycetes; Onygenales; Arthrodermataceae.